AUGUUGGUAAUUACUUUCUUCUUGAUUUAAAUUUGUUGGACAUUUCGAAACUAUUGGAGUGAAUAUAGUUCGUUACCAUACAAAAUAACUUGUCCAGGCUAUCAUAUUUAUUGGCCAGGGAUGUCACCACAUUCUUGUGUAGGUUAGUAAAAUUGAUAAUAUUUAGGGUAUGCAAAUGAAUGCUAUGCUUAAACUGAGUUAAAAGUUAUAAAAGUGAGUAAUUACGAAGUCUUGUGUCAUCCAAGAGCAAAGGCUUAUGGUUUAUGGCCAGUUCCAUACACUAGUUAUUUCUUGUAAGGUAAGCCUCCAAGACUCUUAGUCUAUGAAUUAAAUUCUAAUGGUGAGUUAUUGGUUGGUGUGGAGUAAAUAGGGAAUCUAGUGACAUAUAAUUGCAUAGUAACACAGAAAUUUCAAGGGACAUACAAAUGUUAGAUAUGUUACAAUAGUUGUGGAUUAAUGUGUUCAAGUGUCGUUUGCCCUCCUUAUAAUGCUCCUGGUAGUUUUUAUUGUAAAAUAAUUAGUUUGUGGAGUAAGUUGUAAGACUUGUGAUUCAACAAAUAAAAAUUGUGCUACUUGUUAAAUAGGUUAUUCUCCAAUGAAUGAGAAUGACACAAAGUGUAGUUUAAGUAUGAUAUUAUAUAGAUUAUUUAAGAAUGCAAUACAGGAUAAUAAAAUUGUUAAAUUGUUGAUUUAGUAUAUUCAUUUACUGAUUGUUAAGUGGGAUAUGAAUUAUUAGAUGAUGAUUGUGUGUGUAUUAAAUAUCUUAUUGUAUUAGAGUGUCCUAUUCAUUGUAAAACAUGUUCUUUUGGAUAAUGUAGUGAAUGUGAAUGGCCAUAUUCUUUAAAAAGUUAUAAAUGUUUUGGUGAUCCAAAUUGUGUCAAAUAUGAUUACAUAUAUGAUUAAAUUACAGGUGAAACAAUAGAUAUCAAUUGUUUAUAAUGUGAUCUUCAAUAUUUCAAAUAUUAAUCAAUUUGUACAAGUAUUAAAUUUGUUUAAUUAUGUAGAAUGUGAAUCAUUACCAGCUUUAAUUGGAUGUUUUGCUUGUGCUAAUGAAAAUGAAUGUCUAUUUUGUUGGGCAACAUAUUACUUGACUCCUUAGAAAUUAUGUGCACCAUUUAUAGGAUGUAAUUCAAUUUGUCAGACUUGUCUUAAUACUGAUCCAGAUUAUUGUACCACUUGUGAUUGGAUAAAUUAACAUAGAUCUUCUUAAAUAGAAAUUGGGAAGUGUAUUUGUGAUAUCUCUUAAGAAUAUGCUGAUAAGGAUGGAACAUGUACUCUAUGUACUACAGGUGUUUGUUUAACUUGUACUACCAAUUUUUAUGAAUGUACAUCUUGUAAACCUGGUUUAAAUAGAGAACAUAUAGGUCUUAAAUGUCCUUGCAUAUAAGGUUAUUAUGAUACUGGUUAUGAAGAUGGAAUUUGUGAGUGUACAAAUUAUUAAUUAAUUAUGUAGAAUGUUUUCCAUCUUGUUAUAAUUGUUCUGGUCCUUUAGAUAAUGAUUGUACUGAUUGUGGUGAUCCAAAUAUAUAUCACAAAGAAUUAUUUCAAAAUAAAUGUGUUUGUGCCAAAAGAACAGUUUAAUUCAUUUUACCUAAUGGUUUAACUAGAUGUGAUCGUAUAUAAUUAUUUAUAUACUUUAAAGCUUGCCAUCCAAAAUGUGAAAAAUGUCAAAUCCCAUAUGAUAAUUCUACAAAUCAAUUUUGUACAAUGUGCAUACCAGGACAAAACAGAAUUGUUUCUGAAGAUUUGAAAUGUAUUUGUAGAGAUGGAUAUGGAGAAGAUGGGAUUUUAGAUAUAUGUUUUAGUACAUCCCAUAUUUGUAUUUCUUAGAAUGUCAUUAUUCAUGUCUAAGUUGCAAUGGACCAUUAUCAACUAAUUGUACAUUAUGUUCAGACAUUAGUCAUAGAUAACUAUCAUCAAAUAAUUAAUGUCUUUGUUAUGGAGCCUACUAUGAUGAUGGUAGUGAAACAAUAAAUUGUUAAUGUAAAUAAAAUUAAAUAACAACUUUUAGAAUGUCAUCACUCUUGUACACUUUGUAAUAAUAGUUAUUUAGAUAAUUAAUGUAAGGCUUGUCCCUCUACAAGAUAACCAGAUGGAUUUGGAUAAACUUUUAAAUGUUUAUGCAAGGAUUCUCAUUAUUAUGAUAAUGAAUUAAUGUUGGAAUGUCAAGAAUGUCAUUACUCUUGCUUGACUUGUAAUGGUAGUGAUAAUAAAAGUUGUUAAUCAUGUGAUCCAAUUUAUAGAUAAUUAAUCAUUUCAAUAUGUGAAUGCAAUUAUGGAUUUUAUGAAAUUGGACUACUACAAUGUGAUUGUAAUUUUGAAAUCUAUUAUCUAAGAAUGUUAUUAUACUUGCAAAACCUGCUUUUCAUCUGAUAUUACUAGUUGUAUAACCUGCUUCUCUGAACAUAAUAGAAUCAUAAAAGGAAAUAAAUGCAUAUGCAAGGAUGGUUACAUGGAAAAGAGUCUUAAUGAUCCUAUGUGUUAUUGUAAUUAUUUUAUUGUUAAAUUAGAAUGCUCAUAUAAAUGUGCCAAUUGUGCCAACCAAAUUGAAUAUUGUACUUCUUGUCCAUCAUUUUCAUUAAGGGAUUUAGGAACUGAUAAUUCAUGUUCAUGUCCUUCUAAAGCUUAUGAUAAACCUGGUAAUCCAAUAUGCAUAUGUAUAUACUAUUUAUAUUAAUAUUAAGAUUGUCAUUAUACUUGUAAAACUUGUAGUGGAACCAAUUCUGGUGAAUGUGAAAAUUGCGAUGCUCUUAAUUAUAGAUAUUUAAACAAUGGAUUAUGUCCUUGUAUUAACAAAUAUUUCGAUGAUGGCAUGCCUGAAUGUUAAUGUAUAUAUUUUUUACUAUAAUUUAUAGCUUGUAGUCCAUAUUGUUAAGAUUGUGUUGAAAAUUUAAAUAAAUGUACAUCUUGCAAGUCUGAUAAAUAUCUAAAUGGAAAUACUUGUAUAUGCAAAACAAAAGUUCAAGGAAAUUCUAUUAGUACAUUUCAAACUUCUACUAAGAUUGAUUGCUAAAGUAUAUUUCCUUUUAUUUAUCAAGAUUGCCACUAUUCAUGUCUAACUUGUGACGGCCCUAGUUUUAAUAAUUGUCUCACAUGCUUAGAUACUGAAAUGAGAGAGCUGUCUGGGUCUAUAUGUAUAUGCAAACCACCUUAUUUUGAUAAUGGCAAAGCUAAAUGCUUAAGUAAUUAUAACACAUUACUUAUAUAGUUUGCAAUUACAGAUGUCAAGAAUGUGCAAGUAAUGAAUCUUAAUGUUUAUCUUGUCUCCCUUCAAGUUUAAGGUAAUUCAAUGCCUUAUAAGGGUCAUGCUAUUGCCCAUAAAAGUACUUUGAUGAUGGAUCCAAUAGCAUUUGUUAAUGUAAAACUCAUUAAUUUAUAAAUAUAGAAUGCCAUUAUAGUUGUCAAACCUGUAGUUUGGUUAACACUAAAUGUGAUUCCUGUAUGCUAACAGCUAAUAGAACAUAUGAGAGUAUUCUUUAAACUUGUAGCUGCAAUCUGGGUUAUUUUGAUGACGGUGUAGAGAUUUGUAAAUAAUGUCAUCAUUCUUGUUUAUCUUGUAAUGGCAUAGGAUUUAAUUCUUGUAUGACUUGCAAGGAUAGUACCAUUUCUUAUAGGGCAUAUAUAAAUUAGGUUUGUCAAUGUCUAGUGGGUUAUUAUGAUGAUGGAGUUUCAAGUAUUUGUUAAUAGUGCUAAGUUUAAUGCUUAACUUGUUUAAAUUAAUCUUAUUAUUGUACUUCAUGUUCGAUAACAAGACAUUUAAAUUUGCAAACUUGUAUUUGUAAUACAGGAUUUUUUGAAACAGGAUCAUCUUAAUGUUCUAAAUGUGAUUCUAAUUGCCUCAAAUGCAUCUCAAAUCCUUAUAAAUGCACUGAAUGUGACUCUACUCUUUUAAAAUCACUAGAUCCUAACACUUAUGAAUGUAAGUGUUAAAAUGGUACCACUGAUGUAAAUGGAGUUUGCUAAUUUUGUGAUGUCUCUUGUUUAACAUGUUCAAAUUCUAUUUCAAAUUGCACAGCCUGUCAACAAAUGAAAUAAUUAAUUAAUAACAAAUGUCUCUGCGUAAAUGGUACAUUUGAAUCAGAAGCUGACCGAUAAUGUAAAAUUUGUCAUCCUUCGUGUGAAACAUGUGCUUAUGAUGAAAACCAUUGUUUGACUUGUUCACUCAUUAAUUUUAGGAUCAAAUAAUCAGGUAAUACAUGUUAAUGUAUGAUUGGCUAUUUUGAAGAUAAAAUGACUUUAGCCUGUAAAGAAUGUAAUUAAUCAUGUCUGACAUGUGAAGGAAUCUCUUCAUAUUGCACAUCAUGUGAUUAAUCACUAAAUUUAACUUUAAGCAUUUAAAAUUAAUGUAUUUGCAGCAGUUCAUUUUAUUAUAAUCUAAUAUCUAAAAAAUGUGAAAGUAAAUGAUUUAUAAGAUAAAAAUAGAUUGUAAUGUUACAUGUAAGGAAUGUCAAAAUGUAUAAAAAUGUAUUGAAUGUGAACCAAUUAGUAGAUUUUAUGAUCCAGAUAAUUUUAAAUGUUUAUGUAAAGAUGGUUAUUAUGAAACAAAUGAAAAAAUGUGUUAAUGUAAUUAUAAUAAUAUUUAUAAAUAGUAUGUGAUUUGAGUUGUAGAACAUGUAUAAAUUAAAAAAUAAAUUGUUUAACAUGUGAAUCAUUAUAUUUUAGAUUGUUCAAUAAUAAUACUAAUUAAUGUCUUUGUUUAGAUGGUUACUAUGAUGUUGGUAUUGAAAUGUGUUAAAAAUGUAAUAAUUUAUGUAAAACUUGUUAAUAAAUAUCAACUAAAUGUUUAUCUUGUUAUGAAAAUGAAUAAAUAAGAAUAUUAAAUAAUAAUUAAUGUUAAUGUAAAUCUGGAUAUUUUGAUAAUGGAUAAUUAAUAUGUGAAAGUAAUUAUUAUUAUUUAUUUAUUUAUUAAUUUUAGAAUGUUCUAAAUCUUGUUUAACAUGUUAAGGAAAAAAUGAUUAUUGUACUAGUUGUGAUAUCAAUUUAAAUAGAAUAGAUUAAUCACCAAUUCAUAAAUGUCCAUGUUAAACUAAUUUCUAUUAAGAUUAAAAUGAAAUUUGUUAAAGUAUAUUUAUUAUAUAUAUUAGAAUGUCAUAUUAAAUGUUCUGGAUGUAUAUCAUAAAAAGAUAAAUGUAUAAGUUGUAAAACAUCAAGUACAUCUAAUAGAUUAUCAAUUACAUAAAAUUGUGAUUGUAUUGAUGGAUAUUAUGAUGAUGGUGUUUAAUUUUAAUGUUAAAAAUGUAGUUAUUAAUGUAAAACAUGUACACAAUCCCCAUAAAAUUGUUUAUUAUGUCUUAGUAAUUUAAGAGAAAUAAUUCCUACAUGUAAUUGCAAAUCUGGAUAUUUUUAAAAUGAAUAAUAAACAUGUGAAUGUAUUUAUAUUCUAUUAUUAAUAUAGAAUGUGAAAAUCAAUGUAAUACAUGUGAAAAAUUAUCAUAUAAUUGUACAAGUUGUAAAGGUAUUAGAAUAAAUAAAACUUGUGAUUGUUUAGAUGGAUAUUUUGAAGCAGGAUAACCUGAUUGUAUAAGUAAUCCUUAUUAAUUAAUAUUUAUAGAAUGUGAUUUUUAAUGUUUAACAUGUAAAGGAAAUCAAUCUUAUUGUUUAUUAUGUAAAGGUGAUCGUAUUAAUAUUCCAUUUUGUAAUUGUUAAGAUGGAUAUUAUGAUGAUUUCUAAAGUCUUGAUUGUUAACAAUGUGAUCCAAAUUGUAAAACUUGUAAUCUAGAGGGAUGUUUAAUUUGUAAUGGAAAUAGGGUAUUAUCAGAAGAAAAAACUUGUGAUAGUCCUUAAAAUUCAGUUAGUCAUCCAGAAACACCAUGGUGUUCAAGUAAAUGAAUUUUAUUAAUAUUUAUAGCUUGUGAAGUUGCUGUUUUGGAUAUUCGUUUUUCUGAUGAUUUACUUUCAAUCAAAGUGUUAUUUGAUUUUAAUUUGAAUCCAAAUUAUUUUUCANUGGUAUUGAAAUGUGUUAAAAAUGUAAUAAUUUAUGUAAAACUUGUUAAUAAAUAUCAACUAAAUGUUUAUCUUGUUAUGAAAAUGAAUAAAUAAGAAUAUUAAAUAAUAAUUAAUGUUAAUGUAAAUCUGGAUAUUUUGAUAAUGGAUAAUUAAUAUGUGAAAGUAAUUAUUAUUAUUUAUUUAUUUAUUAAUUUUAGAAUGUUCUAAAUCUUGUUUAACAUGUUAAGGAAAAAAUGAUUAUUGUACUAGUUGUGAUAUCAAUUUAAAUAGAAUAGAUUAAUCACCAAUUCAUAAAUGUCCAUGUUAAACUAAUUUCUAUUAAGAUUAAAAUGAAAUUUGUUAAAGUAUAUUUAUUAUAUAUAUUAGAAUGUCAUAUUAAAUGUUCUGGAUGUAUAUCAUAAAAAGAUAAAUGUAUAAGUUGUAAAACAUCAAGUACAUCUAAUAGAUUAUCAAUUACAUAAAAUUGUGAUUGUAUUGAUGGAUAUUAUGAUGAUGGUGUUUAAUUUUAAUGUUAAAAAUGUAGUUAUUAAUGUAAAACUUGUACACAAUCCCCAUAAAAUUGUUUAUUAUGUCUUAGUAAUUUAAGAGAAAUAAUUCCUACAUGUAAUUGCAAAUCUGGAUAUUUUUAAAAUGAAUAAUAAACAUGUGAAUGUAUUUAUAUUCUAUUAUUAAUAUAGAAUGUGAAAAUCAAUGUAAUACAUGUGAAAAAUUAUCAUAUAAUUGUACAAGUUGUAAAGGUAUUAGAAUAAAUAAAACUUGUGAUUGUUUAGAUGGAUAUUUUGAAGCAGGAUAACCUGAUUGUAUAAGUAAUCCUUAUUAAUUAAUAUUUAUAGAAUGUGAUUUUUAAUGUUUAACAUGUAAAGGAAAUUAAUCUUAUUGUUUAUUAUGUAAAGGUGAUCGUAUUAAUAUUCCAUUUUGUAAUUGUUAAGAUGGAUAUUAUGAUGAUUUCUAAAGUCUUGAUUGUUAACAAUGUGAUCCAAAUUGUAAAACUUGUAAUCUAGAAGGAUGUUUAAUUUGUAAUGGAAAUAGGGUAUUAUCAGAAGAAAAAACUUGUGAUUGUCCUUAAAAUUCAGUUAGUCAUCCAGAAACACCAUGGUGUUCAAGUAAAUGAAUUUUAUUAAUAUUUAUAGCUUGUGAAGUUGCUGUUUUGGAUAUUCGUUUUUCUGAUGAUUUACUUUCAAUCAAAGUGUUAUUUGAUUUUAAUUUGAAUCCAAAUUAUUUUUCAUUAUAAUUCUCAGAUAACAUCUGUUAAAAAAUAUUACAACCUACAACUGUUUAGAAAUUAGGAAUUAACCCUAAUUGUUAAUUAGAAUUUGAAAAUUAUAAAUAGUUAGUUUUGUUUCUAGGAUAGAAUGGAACUAUCCUCCCUGGAGAUCCUAUUGAAUUUUUGGAAAAUUCUUUGGGUCAUGUAGAAUGCGAGAGUAAAAUUAAUUUAUUUAUAUCCUCCACAUUGAAAUUACCUAGGAACCCAUUAAUACCAAUUAUAGAUUAUGAAGUACANUCAUAAAUGUCCAUGUUAAACUAAUUUCUAUUAAGAUUAAAAUGAAAUUUGUUAAAGUAUAUUUAUUAUAUAUAUUAGAAUGUCAUAUUAAAUGUUCUGGAUGUAUAUCAUAAAAAGAUAAAUGUAUAAGUUGUAAAACAUCAAGUACAUCUAAUAGAUUAUCAAUUACAUAAAAUUGUGAUUGUAUUGAUGGAUAUUAUGAUGAUGGUGUUUAAUUUUAAUGUUAAAAAUGUAGUUAUUAAUGUAAAACUUGUACACAAUCCCCAUAAAAUUGUUUAUUAUGUCUUAGUAAUUUAAGAGAAAUAAUUCCUACAUGUAAUUGCAAAUCUGGAUAUUUUUAAAAUGAAUAAUAAACAUGUGAAUGUAUUUAUAUUCUAUUAUUAAUAUAGAAUGUGAAAAUCAAUGUAAUACAUGUGAAAAAUUAUCAUAUAAUUGUACAAGUUGUAAAGGUAUUAGAAUAAAUAAAACUUGUGAUUGUUUAGAUGGAUAUUUUGAAGCAGGAUAACCUGAUUGUAUAAGUAAUCCUUAUUAAUUAAUAUUUAUAGAAUGUGAUUUUUAAUGUUUAACAUGUAAAGGAAAUUAAUCUUAUUGUUUAUUAUGUAAAGGUGAUCGUAUUAAUAUUCCAUUUUGUAAUUGUUAAGAUGGAUAUUAUGAUGAUUUCUAAAGUCUUGAUUGUUAACAAUGUGAUCCAAAUUGUAAAACUUGUAAUCUAGAGGGAUGUUUAAUUUGUAAUGGAAAUAGGGUAUUAUCAGAAGAAAAAACUUGUGAUUGUCCUUAAAAUUCAGUUAGUCAUCCAGAAACACCAUGGUGUUCAAGUAAAUGAAUUUUAUUAAUAUUUAUAGCUUGUGAAGUUGCUGUUUUGGAUAUUCGUUUUUCUGAUGAUUUACUUUCAAUCAAAGUGUUAUUUGAUUUUAAUUUGAAUCCAAAUUAUUUUUCAUUAUAAUUCUCAGAUAACAUCUGUUAAAAAAUAUUACAACCUACAACUGUUUAGAAAUUAGGAAUUAACCCUAAUUGUUAAUUAGAAUUUGAAAAUUAUAAAUAGUUAGUUUUGUUUCUAGGAUAGAAUGGAACUAUCCUCCCUGGAGAUCCUAUUGAAUUUUUGGAAAAUUCUUUGGGUCAUGUAGAAUGCGAGAGUAAAAUUAAUUUAUUUAUAUCCUCCACAUUGAAAUUACCUAGGAACCCAUUAAUACCAAUUAUAGAUUAUGAAGUACAAUAACAAUAUAAUAUUAAUGAAUACCAACAUAUUUGGUAAAUCCUUGUGAUGAUAACAAUAUUUAAAUGAAAUCUAAAUAGUAUGAUGGUUUAAGAGCAUUAAAUAGUAUUUUUUGGUAAUAUUAAAUAAAUGGUAUAAAUGGAAAUGGUAAUCUUGAAAGUUUUGUUUAAUAAUAAACGUCUCUUUAAAUUUUAGAUUUAAACAUUCCUUUAUCCACUUUACCUAAAUAAUCAACAAUUUUUUUAUUUAUUUCAUUUAAAAAUUUUGUAGGUUAAAAGAAUUAAAUUAAGAUUGAAUUAGCCACUCAUUCAGGUGAAUUUCCAACAAUUCUUUUAGUUAGUAAACGAAAGUUCUUUACAUUUGAGAAUAUAAUGCUAUUGUUUACAAUAAAUAGAAAAGUUUGUGAAGGAUCAAUUGAAACAAAUAAAGAUGUUUCAAAAUAUUAAAUUGAUUUAAUUGAAAUUUAUAGAAAUAAUUCUAAUUCUAGAUCUUCAAGAAUGAAUUAUUCAACAUUGACAAGUGAAACAACUUUUAAUGUUACUAUUCAAAAUUACACUCUGACUCCUCUUACUACUUAUACAUUCAAAUUAUCAACAAUUGAUCCUUCUAUUCUUUUUUCUGUUUCAAGAAAUAUUACAAUAGAAAUAGCUAAGGCAGGAUUAAAUUGUCAAUUUACAGGAACUAAGAAAAUUUAUAAUUAUCGAAAGGAUGCAAUAAUUUAUAUUAAUUGCAGAGAUUUAGAUUCACAAUAUGAUUGGAAUGAAGAUCCUGAUUUAUCAAUUGAUGUUAAAUGUUUAGAUUUGAUAAUGAAUAGUUAAUGUUUGGAUUUAAAGAAGAAUAUCAUCUAAGUUAAUAGAACUGAUUCAAUAUAGACUAUACCAAAGUUAUCAGUUUAAACAUACUCAAUUUAAAUAUGGUAAGUGACAGCCAAGAAAUAGAAUAAUACAUCUUACACUUUUAGAUAAACUGUAGUUUAUUUGGACAAUGAUUUUAGUAUUUUAGAUAUGAAUUAUAGUAAAGGUUAUUAGAUGAGACCUAUCAAUAAUUAUGAAUCACUAUAAUUUACAUUUAAUAUCCCUUUUGAUUAUAGAUAAUCUAUAGUAGAAUAUCAAGUAGCAAUUAUUUAUGAUUUUGAAUUAGUCAAACUACUUUCACCCAAAUACUUUUAAUUUCAAUUUAAAUUAUUUGAUUACUAUUAAGAUUUUAAUGUAGGAAAUUCUUUCUAUCUGAAAUUUGUCACAUAAUAUUCUUUUGAUAUUAUUCCAAGUUAAUAAGAUGUUUAAUUAAUCCUCAAUUAACCUCCUAUAUGCAAAGGAUAAUUAUAUAAUUAUAAUUCAUCUACAUUAAGUAAAUUAAAAAUUUUUGGGAAUUGUUAAUAUUCAGAUGACUCUCCCUUUUAAUAUCAAUUGCGAUUCUUUCUCAUAAACUAAGAUUAUGAAGAGUUUAAAAAAGGAAUCUCAGACAAUUCUCUUAUAUUGUAUUCUUUUUAAAGUUCAAAUAUUUUUGAAGUUUACUUACCUGCAUCAAAUGGAAUUUCUCUGAUUUAAGUUAUGGAUUAAGGAGGAUCAAUCUCAAAUGUGAUAUUUGAAAUCAAUUCAUAAAAAACUGAAUUCAAUUGUAGUACAUUGUAAAAUGUUACUUUUGAAUUUAAAUACCAAAUUGCUUUAGUUUUAGAAAUUAUGUUAAAUCAUUAUGAUAAAGAUGAUUGUGCUGUUUUAGUUAAAUAAUUGAUGUCGACAAUAAAAUCUUAAUUAAAUUAAUUUUAAUUUAAUGAUUUAAUGCUCGCCUAUUAAGUAAUAAAAUUAUAAGCAAAACUGAUGAUUGAAUAAAUUAAUACAAAAUCAAAAUCUAGAUUAUUGGAUUAGGUUGAUUUCAUUAAUUGUUAUGAUAAACAAAUUCAAAAGUUUAUAAUUAAGAGUUCUAAAAUUAAUGAAUAAAUUACUUAUAAUUCAUCGAUAUUAAAUGAAGAAUUAUAAAGUAUAAAAUCUGAGAUUAAAACCUUAAUUUUAUAGAAAAUAAGUUUAGAAGAAGAAAUUAAUAGUAAUCCUUUAUUUUUAGAUGAAAAACUAGUCUAGAAAUAUGAAUCUAUUAUAAAUUCAAUUUUCUCUUAAUUAUAUCUUAUUGAUGAUAUAUUUUCAUAGCUCUAAAAUAUUAAUGUCAAAUCUGAAGUUGAAAAAUAAAAAUUGUAUAAUAUUACAAUAGAAUUGUAAUUACUUAUUGAUCGAAUUUCAAAUUAGAUUUGUUCAAAAGCAAAAGUUAAUGAAGCAUAAUUAAUGAUAAAUGCAUCCAAUUUGAAUUUAAAUAUUAGUCGAAUUACGAAACCAGUCUUUAAUUCUUUAUUUAACAUUGUUGGAGAUACAACAGAUGCAUUAAUUGCCUUUCUUUAAAGAUAAGCCUUACAAAUUAAUUAUAACUAUUAUUAUUUAUCAAAUUAAGAUGAUAUAUCUUAAAUAUCCACUCUCUUGAAUUAAUCUAAUAUCUUUAUUGAAAGAAACUAUUAUGUCAAAACUUAAUUAUAAAAUUAUUUAUAUAAUAAUAAAGUAAUUUAACAUAAUACAUUAAUUAAAGAUUAUAUAAUUGAUAUUACAUAAUAUCAAUAUUGUUUAGAUUAAUCCUAUGAGUAAGAUGAAAUUUUUAAUUAUUUCUGUAUUAAUAGAGAUUAUAAUAAGUAAUUUCAUAAAUGCAAAAUAAUAAUUGAAGAAAAGGAAAAUAUUACAGUUUAAAUUUCUUGUUAAUGUUAAGAAUUAGGAGAAAUCUUUUUAAUUAAAUCACCCAAGUUGACUUUGAAUGAUUAGAAUAAUACAAAUAUCUCUAAUGAUAUUGGUGAUAAUAUUAAUAAUAACAUGACAAUAAUUAAUUAACCUAUAAUACUUUUUCAAGGUAUUUUCUUGGCAUUUUCUAUUUUUCUUUACUUUGAAUUAAUUUUCAUAGAAAUGAGAAGGAAAAUCAAUUAAGAUAUAAAAUAUAAUAAUAUCGAAACAAUUGAUGAUAUUAAUAAGAUUGAAAAGAAGAAUGUCCUUAUUUUGUUUCCAGGAUUAAUCUUUCUAUUUAAAUAAAACUUCUAAGUAAAUCUAUUAUUUCUAAAUUUAGUUUAUUCAUUCAAUCAUAUAAUUGUUUUAUUAUCAUGAUAAUCAUAUUAAUACAAGUUUUAGAUUCUUAUAAAUAUCAACUUCCAUUAAUUUCAUAUUCCCUUUAGCCAUUGCAGAGAUCAUAUAUCUAGAAGAGUUGGAUAUAUCUAUUGGAAUAAUUAUAAUAAAUCAAUUGAUUAUGCUCACUUUAAGAUUAAUGUUCAAAAUAUUUUAAGCAAUUUACAGAUUUAAAGGUAAAUUAGCCAUAUCUAUUAUUUUAAUCUAUUUUUCAAUAAAUGUGAUCUCAUAUACAAUAUCAAUUUUAUUGAUAAUUAGGAGGUAAUUAUCAAUACUAUAUACUAGGUUCGAUUCUGACAAUUCAAAAAAUAUAGAUGAAAUCAUAAUUUUUUCUAGUUCUAUUCUGA
Paramecium pentaurelia is the source of this 12153-nucleotide messenger RNA. The record is from the annotation of a GenBank genome assembly. Lineage: Eukaryota; Ciliophora; Oligohymenophorea; Peniculida; Parameciidae.